This is a messenger RNA of Funneliformis caledonium, 471 nucleotides long. The record is from the annotation of a GenBank genome assembly. Lineage: Eukaryota; Fungi; Glomeromycota; Glomeromycetes; Glomerales; Glomeraceae.
AUGAGUACUAUUGCUAAUCCCGAUUGGCUCAUCUUAGGGUUGGUAGCUACUAAAGGAAGGAUUAAAAGAGAACUUGGAGACAGGAUACAACUAAGUAAGAUAGCAGGGUUUAUUUGGGGAGAAGCAGAUUCUAGCGAGAAGAAAAUGUUUGAAGAAUUGUCUACGCAGUUCAAGGAAUUUCACAAAUUAUUUUUCCCUAAUUACGAAUAUAAACCAACAUCAAAGGCUCAAGCUGUUGAGAAACAUCAUAACCUUUGGACUUAUAAAGAAAAUGUUUCAGAACAGAAAAGACAAUCAAAAAAUUACUUUACAGGGAAAUUAACAAUGCUCGUGGAUGGGAUCAUUCCUUUAUACCUAAGAAUUCUACAAAAAUUACAAAAAUCAACAUACCUUCAUAACCCCUUUGGCAUUUAUUUAUUGCCAAAGCAUCAUUAUGUGAUAUUUGAAAAUGGUGAUAAUUUAGGUUUCUGA